Messenger RNA from Dioszegia hungarica, 990 nucleotides. RefSeq lists its product as uncharacterized. NCBI's taxonomy places the organism in Eukaryota, Fungi, Basidiomycota, Tremellomycetes, Tremellales, Bulleribasidiaceae. The transcript has 2 exons. The record is from RefSeq and is a predicted model, not a curated record. Bases 1 to 990 code for a protein of 329 amino acids.
AUGGGCCCGCGCGACACUUUCAACUUUGACGAGGCCCAAUACGAAACAAAGCUACGGGAUCCGUCCACCUCCACUCGAGCACUCAUCAGAAAACAUCGCCAGAAGGUCAUGCUCAAAACCUCCAACAAGGUCGUCACGUUCACCGGGCUUGCCGCUGCUCUUCCCACCGCGGGCAUCACGCUCAUUGGGAGUAGCUACGCGGCGCGUCAGUGGGAUGUGCUCGAUCAGCAGAAGGACCUGAUCGAGGCGGAGUUGAGGAGGAGGGGCGAGCCGGUCCCACGCGAACGGGACAGGGACAUUGCGGCCGGCAUGACCCUGGGCGCAGUAUCGUUCGCAGGGACUAUGGUCCUGCCGGGUGUGAUGGAUGCUGCGGCAGGGGUUGGGAUGAAUAGCAUCACCGCUGCCAAUAGCUUCGCAAGCACAGCCGCAAUGCCUGCCAGUGAUAUGCUUACUAUGGCACACGGCGCCCUCCAGGGAGUCCAAGCGACGAUCGACAACCAAUCCGCCAACUUCACCGGUGCCACGGCUGAUUGGACAACAACCGAUUGCGCCGCCGUUCCCAACGCAGCCGCCAUCUCUGCGGGCGCGUCCAUCGGUAUACACGGCAUCACGGCGGUCGAGGCAAUGGCUUUGAAUAUGGCGCUCCAGAAGUCGGGGGAGGCGGUGUUCAAGCCGCCGGGUGCGAAGAAGGGGCAGAUGGCGGUCGAUCAGGCGGCGAAGGCUGUGAUGGAGCUGGCGGACGCGGAUGCGAGGGUGGGGCAGAUCAAGCAGCGUCGAGGCGCAUACACCCCGGUCGACAUGAACACCACGACGAGAGGGACGUCCGUAGGACACGUCAAAUCACCUGAGACCACACGUCGAGGUAUCCGAGCCCCCUCGGACUCAACCGGGACCGUCCAACCCUCCCGCCGUCGAAUGGUCUUCAUCCUGCUGUCAUUACUGCUGGGCGUAUUGUUUUGUCUGUGGAUCGAUAGGUUCCGUGGCGAGUAA